AUGGGACGCAAACGCAAGUCAUCGUUAGAGCGUCAGAAAGCACGCAAAGAAUCAAAAGACCGGCACUAUUUUCGUCAUGUAGGAACAGAGCAUAUGAAGUCUCGACGGAGAUGGCGAAAGAAACGGGGCGCUAAUGAGGCUACACUAAAUGCCUUUGAGAGUCUAGAUUUGUUGUGGGCUAGUACAUACACAGGCAGCCGCACUAACACGGGAUGUCAGGACCAUGUUAUCGCAGUACUCCAGGACGUCGAUGUCCAGGGGUGGGAUCUAGUCAGACCUGUUUGUGAGAAGGAAUUGUUGGAAGCAUGGGACCUGGUCAGGGAUGUUGAGGUACUUGUGCGCUCCGUCGCCAAUCUUGAGGGUCCUUACUCAGAUCAAGUCCAAACUGAGUGUGCUCAACUUCUUUCCCGGACACAGCUGUGGCUUGCGGCCGAAGAACAGAUCAUUUUUUUAAUGGACCAAGGGCAAGAGGUACUUGAUGAAGCUCUCUACGAGGAGAAGCUUGUCUGGCAAUGA
Molecule: messenger RNA, 516 nt
Organism: Suillus plorans
Lineage: Eukaryota; Fungi; Basidiomycota; Agaricomycetes; Boletales; Suillaceae
Exons: 3
Coding region: 1-516 (171 amino acids)
Source: RefSeq, a predicted model, not a curated record